CUCUCUCUAUGAGGCGAACCGAGAUAACCUAACCUCGUAAGACGAUCUCGCGUUUCAAGGCCGCGAAAUAUUCUCCAUCUCCGACAAUUUACUCCGAUUACGCGCUCGCGUGCUAAUCACCCUACACAAGGCGAGAUAAGGCGAUAUACGAGACAAUACGAGAUACGAUAAUCGCGCUGGUCGCGUCCCUCGAGUAUUCCUUUGAGUUCUUCGAGGUCUUAACCUGCUCCACGAAGUCGAGGACUCCCUGAAAGGCGAGUCAUGUUCAGUCGUGUUCCCGAAAUUCGGAAAGUAGACCAGGUCGGAUGAAAACUCUCGAAUCGGUGUCACCAAAAAGAGAAGGUAAAGACGAGGUCCGAGUCUCGCUAUGAUAACACUCGACUCGGAGAGGAAGAAGAGGAGAAAAUGGUCCAUCAGAGGAUUCCUCCGGAGCAUUUCGACUGCUCAUACUAGUGGAAGUUCAUCGACAGAGGAAACUCCUCGGGUUAAAAAAUCUAUCUUACCCACUAAGAAGCACUCCGUCUAUCCAGAACCUUUCCUUGAUUCGCAAAGUACCGUGCUGUGCAAUGGUUCGGAGGCUGAUCAAGGCGAUGCCUGUGUGGAAAGCCCUCAAAGGUCUACAACUCGGUGUCGAAGGCCGGGGUGGCCUCGGAACAGCGAAAGCUCACUAGAUGGCCCCGUUAGGAGGAUCCGCAAGGAAAAGAUCAAAGCCAGGUCGGAGGCCAGGCGACAUCGACUCUGCGUGGACAGCAGCUCCGAAGAGGAGUCUUGUAAAUCAAACAAUUCGUUGACUAAACUGGGAGUGGAUAAUGGCCUGCAGAGGAACGAUUCCACUCACAGGAAGACGAGGUGUGCGCGAACAGAGAGAUACGUAAAACGCCUCUCUAGAAGCGAUUCCACUAGCGGAGAGACCUGUAACGAAACACCAUUAACCUCUCGUGUGGGACUCGUCAGUGCAGUGUAUUCAUGUAUUGAUAAAAAAUGUCAACCUCCUUUCGUCAAGACGCAAGAAUGUGUAUCGGCUUCACCGCUGCAGUUCACCGAUGAAAGUGUCUCUACGUAUUCAUUUCCUCUGCGUCCAAGGUCUUUCCAGAGUGAAGAAUGUGCUACGAGACAGUGUAGUGAUGCUUUUAACAGAUCGAAGCAAUUGUUCACAGGCUCCGGAAGGUUUUAUAAAAAUAACAGUCCCAAUGGAGAGGUUCCUCCUAGAAGCAUGUUGAGUACUAAUAGCAACGUUUAUCGAAGCCCAUCGGAAAGGAACCCUCCACCGAGAAGAGUGUCUCGAAGUGGUCAGUGUAAAUUUCCUAAAGAGUAUAGUUCCUUGGAGUUCGUUAACGGAUGUGAAAACUCUUCGCAGCAGAGCAGGAGGGAAGCAUACGACAGAACUUUUCAUCCGUUUGUCCAGAAGAAGGCAUUAUUAUCGGAGAAUCGAGCCUUGGUAAACAUACCCUCGGAGAAACAUGACAGCAAUGUAAACAGCAGAAGCAAUAAAGUGAAUUCGUGUUUGGAACUCUGGAACGCCUACGAUACAGAGAAACAGAAUACCAAAGAUAAACUGACUAACCCUACGAUCUACUCUAACUAUGGUUCGCUGCAGAGAGACCGAAGCACCAGGAUGGCUCCAAAGCUGAGUGACGUCAACUCUCCAGGGUGUCCACCAAGUCCUCCGAAGAGGCGUUACUCAUAUCCUUGUCUCUCUAGGGCGUUUAGUGACGUGAAAGUGGAAAUGAGUCCGAAGAGGGACUCAAAGAACCUGGAGGAGGCUCUGUCGGAGCUCGAGUCGAUAUAUAACAGUCUCUGCCUGGGGGACGACGAACUCCUGGACAGGGCUGAGCAGCGAAGCAUGGAGGAGUUCAAGAGGAAAGAAGUAAACAGUACUGCGUCAUACCCUAGGGGAAGCUCUUCGGAGAGCUCUUCGACAGGUUCUUCGAGGAUUGAUGAAGUGAAUCGAGCCCAGGGAUCCUGGCGUCCUGAUGUUCCUGACACUGUGCGUGAUGAUAUGGCGUAUCGGAGGAUGCAUCCUAAGGAGGGGCGCUCGCCGGCCGACACCCGGGAAUCCUUGUCCAGAAUCAGUUAUUUAUUUGCCUCGCCGAUGAUGCUGCGCAGGGAGGAAGGACGAGCGGAACCGAGGCUAGGGCGCAGAAUUGAGCCCGAUGUCGUCGGAGAUGAUGUGGCUUUUCGAAGCAUCCGACGUGCCAAUGAUAUGCUCCGGGUUGUUGAACCCCAACCUCCGUUUGGCAUCCCUUUAGGUCCUGUUACAGCUGCUCCGGAGAGCGAUUAUCUUCAUGCAAGCCCUCCUGCUCGCACCUCCCCCAGGUCGCCGUACAUCCCGCACUCCGCACCGGACGUCGUGGCCGACGACCUGGCCUUCCGGAGCCUCCGAAAGGAUGCACGACCAACAACAAUCGACAAACCUACAGAUUCCACUUUUGGAGUUAGGAAAAAGCGCGCUGUCAGGUCACUCUCGGCUAACCUCUACGCCUCGAUCAACAAGCUGCACCACCUGGAUCGCCCUGGAAAUCCGGAAUUAAACAAUUCCCCGCCCGAAGCGAACUUUCUCCCGGAUUUGGAGGUUAGGUCCGACACCAAGCAUUUCUCCAGUGAUACCGAGUCUCGCGAUGACCAUGGGAAGAGAUACAAGUGCCCUAACCUAGAUAUCAAUGGCAACCGGGCGGAUGAGUUUCUUCGUAAACGUGUCCAGGUUUAUGUUCCUCAAAAUUCCAUCGAAGAAAGGAAAUCAACAGUCCGAGACCCUUUCACAGAGGUUGAAGUGCUGAAAUGUAGGCAGCUCUGCGAGGAACUGGAGAGCCUCAUCGAACAGGCUAAUAAAGAGGUGGAGAAAAUGUCUCCUCCGGAAGCUAAAUUACCCCAAGUGAGGGAAAGAGAGUCGAAGCUCACAGAAAAAAAUAGUAGCGAUGAGAAACUUCCAUGUACCCAAACUGAAAAGAGCUCCGAUACCCAGUCUGUUUCGAAGAAAGCUGCUGAAAAGUGCUCGGAGGAUGUUACAGAGAAAAACUGCAUCGAAAAGACUCCUGAAUUUGGAGAGGAUUUCGCCAAGGAUGUGACAGAGGCCAGUCAGCUGGAGAAGAGCUUUGCAGAUGUCAUCGAGUCGAUUACUAUGUCACUUGCGGAGUAUGAAACGAUGAAGGGAAGUUCAAGUGUCGAUGCUACAGAAAAUCAGGAAGGGGGUUCUGCUGUCAGCCUGAAACAGCCUUCGGAGACUGUGUCUUCGCUUUCAGCUGAUGGGACUGAUAUUUUAUUGGUCUCUGAUAAAGAGGAACCUUCAAAAUGCUCUCGUCCUUACGAUGAGAACAUUCGACAGGUUAUGGAGUCCCUUAGCAGCAUGGUCGGCACGAUUGAUAAUAGUUUAAAUGAAGAACGUCGAACGAGCACCUGUACUUCUCUCGACAAAGAACAUCUUACGGAUAAACAAACUCUUACUACACUUAACCUAAGUAAUUCGACCGAAGAGAGAGAUAAACGUCAAGGAUCUCCUGCUCGUAACAUUGAAAGAUCUCAUGCCUCUUCAAGCAGUGAAGACGCAGCUAAACAAAUUAAGGAAAUGAAUGGUUUGUGGGAUACAACUUGUAAUUUGAAGGUUUCAGACACGAUUGAUGAUAGUUUAAACAAAGAACAUCGAACGAGCACGUUUAGUUCCCUCGAAAAAGAAUAUCUGACGGAUAAAAGUUAUCCUACUGCACUUAACCUAACUAAUUCGACCGAAGAGAGGAAUAAAUAUGAAGGGUCUCCUGUUUGUAAUAUAGAAAGAUCUCGUGCCACUUCGAGUAGUGAAGAUGCAGCUAAACAAAUUGAGGAAACAAAUGAUUUAUGGGAUACAACUUGUAAAUUAAAGGUUUCAGACACGAUUGACCCGAAAUCCUGUGAUGUGAGAAAUAUGGAAGAGACCGAAAGCAGUGACGAUCCUAUCGAUGCUGCCGAAGGAAGCCAGAGCUUCUCUUGGAGCUUUUCUGAGAACUCUAGCUUAAUGGAGGAGGAAAAUGAAGAAGAUGAAGCUCCUGUGUGUCCAGGUUUUAUAAUCAAUGCUUUUGUCACGAGAGUCUUGUGUCAUAUUUUGGCAAUUUUCCUUGUCAUUCCUCGUUUUCGCUACUUUUUUACCGACAUUAAAUAUUUCUUAGAAAUUCAACGAAAUUCGUGGAGAUACGUUUAUUUCAGCCUUAAUUUGGAAAACAGUGGAAUAAAAAUGAGGGAAUUCCUCAGAAAAGGCCAACAAGUUCUGAUCGUAGCAAAUCCAGAUGACAAUGGAAAUGAUUUUGAAGAGUUCGUACGAGACGUCAGGGAAGAAGUUAAGGAUACCGGUCAAGUCGUGCUCACAGAUUUGGAGAAGUUUAAAGCUUCUGAUUACGAGUCGAUCGAUAUAAUUUUAUCUGGGUGUUAUCGUCCGUUUCAUCACAACGAUGCUUUGCUGGAAGGAUAUCUGAAUGUUUUGAAACCUGGUGGCUCGAUCGUAAUUCAAGAACCGUGUACAACUACGGAAAGUCAAUCGUGUCAAAAACUUAUCAGUAAACUGAAGCUGGCCGGUUUCCUUCUCGAUGUUACUAAAUGCAAAAUGUUUGCCGAUCCGCAAACAUGCUGUAAUUCGAUUUCUAGGGGGGAAAAAUUGUUGGAAUAUUUGAAUCAUAAGUAUGGCACGAAAGUUCUAUGUCAACUGGAAGCGAAAAAGCCUGAAUACGAGAUCGGUUCAUCGGUAUCGCUUCCAUCCGUUAAACCUAAUCAGAAUGUGUGGAAGCUGGAGGACACCGUCGACGACGAUUUAAUUAACGAAGACAGUCUACUAGAUGAAGACGAUACCAAGAAACCCGAUGCUUCUACCUUAAGAGUCUGCGGUACCACCGGUAAAAGAAAAGCCUGCAAAGAUUGUUCUUGUGGCCUGGCGGAAGAAUUGAACCAAGAAAAGUCAUCGCAGAAAAUUGAGAAAUCAUCUUGUGGAAACUGUUAUCUGGGAGAUGCAUUCCGCUGUGCCUCCUGUCCUUACCUUGGAAUGCCAGCAUUUAAACCAGGUGAAAAAGUUCUCCUUCCGGAAGGCCAACUCAUGGUAGAAUGAACGUGAAAUGUAUUUUAAGUAUUAAGCGAACCGGUAUUAAAAAUUUACACCUUAGCGAAGUGGUCGAACAUCUUUUACCAUAACCUCCAUGAUACUGGAACUGAUUUAGCAUUCACUGUAUGUUCCAUUUUCUUGUGAAAACUUUGAGGAGUCCAGGAAAAUGCAAAAAAAGGUAUUUAGUUUCUUUUUUCUCUGGUCAUCGUUGGAAAAUGUGAUCGAUUUCUUAACCUGUGACGCCACAAUUUAAUAUGGCUGAUUUGUCAUUGUUAACCUCUCACGUGUUAAUAUACGUUUUUGCUUCUAAUUAUUGGGAUUAAAAUGCAAUGUACUUGUAAUUAAUAAUAAAUAAAAGUGGAAAA
This is a messenger RNA of Orussus abietinus, 5421 nucleotides long. RefSeq lists its product as uncharacterized. NCBI's taxonomy places the organism in Eukaryota, Metazoa, Arthropoda, Insecta, Hymenoptera, Orussidae. The coding region runs from base 368 to 5062 and encodes 1564 amino acids. Gene Ontology annotation, biological process: iron-sulfur cluster assembly. The transcript has 10 exons. Gene Ontology annotation, cellular component: cytoplasm. Gene Ontology annotation, molecular function: iron-sulfur cluster binding. The record is from RefSeq and is a predicted model, not a curated record.